AUGUGGGGCUGCUGCAGCCGGCUGGGUCGGGCGACCUUUCUUUUGACAGCAAAGCGGACAGGGGUCAGUGCGAGAGGCGGGCGAGGAAAGAGCCUGCUGGCAGGGAGCCACGGUCGCGGCUCCAUUCUGCGGCCGGAAUCGGGAGCAGGCCGUGGCCCCUUCCGGAGUCCGGCGCAUCUAAAAACUGAAAAGCCAGACGUGAUUGUUUGCCGUUUUUGCACUGCUAAAGAUAAGGUCUCCUACAAAGAACUCAAGGAGUUGCUGCAGUCCAAGGCCAUUUUGCUUGUUGAUGUUAGAGAAAAAUGGGAAAUUGAGCAGUAUGGGAAAAUUCCUGGAUCCAUCAGCAUUCCAUUGGGCGAGGUUGUGGAAGCUUUGCAGAUGGAACCGGUACAUUUUAAGGAGAUAUACAAUCAAGAUAUGCCUUCUAAAUCAGACAUUUUAGUGUUUUCCUGUAUGGCAGGAGUGAGAAGCAUACAAGCUCUAGCUGCUGCAAAGUCUCUGGGUUUCAGCAGAGCUCAGAAUUAUGCUGGUGGCUUCAAGGAAUGGGCUGAGUAUGAAUCUUCUGCGGGGAAAUGACGUCAGGAAUAGUGACCUAUUCAGUAUCCUCAUAGUACACAGAGUGAAGGCUAACUUUUAGUAAGGAUCUAUAUAGAUUUAGGAACUAUUUUGUAUAGCAGUAUAUUGGUUGUGUUACACAGCAGGAAAGAACUGAUACCUGUUUUGAAUAUUCAACCAGGCUAUUCCCCAUUAUGGAAAUAUCUUCUCCAAAAUUUGAAUAUUUCCUCUUAAAUAGUUUUGCUAUUUGAAUGAAAUUUGCAAUGGAUCAAUAUAAUAGCCUAAAUAAUAAUCAGGUUGUUCUCUUAACACUGCAAUUAAUUUCAACUCUUACAUACUAACUGAAUUUUGGUGAGUCGUGAUUUCAAAUUAAAAUUGUGCAUUUUAAAAUUAGUAAUUAGACACUUUCUUCAAACAACUUUAGCUAAUUUUCCCAGUAGUUUUUCCUGCACAUAAAACAGAGCUCAAAUGUUUAUCCAGCAUGUAAGAGAUAACCUUGGUUUCUUCUUCUUGCUUUUAAAGUCUUUGACUCUUUGUAUAGCCCUGCUUUUUGCUUUCUGAUAAUAAAUGCUCGUGGAAGUAAUAGUGUGUGGAAACAUGUUUUUAUCCAACAGGGGAAGUGCUCAUAGUAUGAAUACAAUAUGCUACAUCUACAUAACCUAUUACUAUUCCACAGUUAAAUCAACAAUGCAAUCAUAUUUCCAAUUAAACAACUUCCACCGAUUUCAGCGGAUCCUGAUUCCAUUCUUUAUUUAUGUAUCUGCAAUACCACCUUGAUUUAUUUGUAUCGUUUAUUUAUCACUCCAGAAUAAAAGAACCAGACAAAGUU
Podarcis raffonei (Aeolian wall lizard) is the source of this 1384-nucleotide messenger RNA. RefSeq names its product thiosulfate sulfurtransferase like domain containing 3 (gene TSTD3). Gene Ontology annotation, cellular component: mitochondrion. The record is from RefSeq and is a predicted model, not a curated record. NCBI's taxonomy places the organism in Eukaryota, Metazoa, Chordata, Lepidosauria, Squamata, Lacertidae. The coding region runs from base 1 to 576 and encodes 191 amino acids. Gene Ontology annotation, molecular function: thiosulfate-cyanide sulfurtransferase activity. The transcript has 4 exons.